Messenger RNA from Metarhizium album ARSEF 1941, 2847 nucleotides. RefSeq lists its product as uncharacterized. NCBI's taxonomy places the organism in Eukaryota, Fungi, Ascomycota, Sordariomycetes, Hypocreales, Clavicipitaceae. The record is from RefSeq and is a predicted model, not a curated record. The transcript has 6 exons. Bases 1 to 2847 code for a protein of 948 amino acids.
AUGUCGACAACCUUGAGUGAGCAAGACAUUGAGAAACUCUUCUCUGGAGCACCGCAAUUCUUUGCGCGGAAUGAGAGCCACUUCUAUGGCGCUCCUCAUCCCAGCGUUGCGUUUCUGUUUGACGAGGAGCUUGAAAUCAGAGACUUGACGGAUCACGUUCAAAUCGAGGACAAGGCUUGGGGUGCCAUGACGGCCUGGCCUCACUUGACCAGGGACGCCGAGAAUGACGCCGCCGCCAAGCGGCAGUUGCAAGAGAAGCACAAGGCUCACUUCCACAUCAAGUGUCGAGAGCGGCCAAAUAUGGUGAGCAUGCAGGGACUGGAAAAGGGAACCAUGGGAUAUCAAGCAGCUCUCGAACUUCCGGCGGGCGAUUCUCUUGAAGAAGAACAAUUUGGCUUCGAAAGCCUCGGCACCAAAGCCAAGGUGAUUGUGGAAGCCAGAGCCAACAUGUUGUCAAACAGUGGAAUGCUGCGCCGUAUCCCAGAGCCCGAGGUCCUGGACCGCCUCCAGCGAAACAGCGACAUCUAUAGGCAUAACGACCUGAAAUCAAGAACUUCCGUGGAAACGUACAAGAACCUCUUUCACAGCUUCAUGCGGCCCACCGACACCGUUACUGACCAGGCAGACCAAUACGGCCUCAACAAUCAGAUUCGGGCCUUGCUAAAGUGCCUUGGCGUUGCAAACGUCUGGAUAGACUUUUCUCGAGUGGAAUGGAGGAUCCGCCUGGGCCAGGUGCUCUGGGGGGAAAAUGACGGUGACGAGCUUGACGAUGACACAGCGAUUCAUGAUACCGACGAUGCCAAGGAGCGCGCCGAAGAAAAGUACUGGCUCCUCAUACAGAUUCUGCUUGCGACGGAGCUUCUCAUCAGACUGGAUGCCGUCACAGAAGGGAUCGAAUAUGGCGUCACUGGAAUAAGACCCAUAGACGUCGUCCAUUUCGAACGAGCAGCAUCCCAGACGGUCAAAUGGUCUUUACUCUUGGCUCGAAGUUGGCUCGACAACAUUGAAAUUGUCAAAGAAGAUGAUCCUUUGCCUGAGCGGCCUCCGCCACCACGGCGUGGGAGCAGCUGGCUCGGGGCGCUGGCCAGUAGGGUGACAAAUCGAUAUCACAAAAAGAGCGCGUCGCGGCCCUACCACUACACUGUGAAGGGACGCAAUAGCGAACGUCAGGUCGAGGGCCUGACCCAUUUUGCCAGGAAUCUGAUGUGGCCGGGAAUAGACAGAUACGAGACUAAAAUUUCAGAGAAUGCGCAGAAUGCAGUCGAGGAAACUCCGGGGCGGAGAACGAGCUCGCUAUCCAUAAUAUCGAGACAUUCAUCAAAUUUCGGGGCUUGGGACAUUACAUGUAACCAUGGCAAACACAAGGGUCGUGCACAAGCCCAACGGCGAAGGCUGGCUGCUGCCCUUCACGAGUCUGGUUGGCUGACCAAGUCAUACGUGUUUGGCCUCAUCAUUCCCGGCGACUCCCUGUGCCACUACCUCAUGGCCACGCUUUUGGAGAAUGACACCGAGGCAAUGGCGAAGCUCGGCCCAUUUGCAAACUUGUCCGGAGGCUUCGUCUACUCGGGCAAGUCUUUCUGGAGCACAAGCUGCAUUGUCGGACGUGUGCUUGCGGCAGGCAAGGGGGCAGCGGAGUGCAUGGGCUGGAUUUCAACCGACGUCCUUCCAGAAGGUGCAGAGGAUGGCUGGCUGACGAUAGAGGUUGAUGAUGUCCCCGACGACAUGGCGCAGCUGGGCAAGAAAGCCAGGCUCUGGGGCAAGAAAAAGGUUGAACGCGAAUCGUCCAUCUUGGGCAGCGGCAAGGAGAAUUCCGUCCAAGCCGCGGACUUCAUCAUCCCACACGAGAACAAAUACACCACGCCCCCGCCGGCGGUUCAUGUCGAGCUCCUGUCUUUGGACCUCACGUCGGCUCCCGAGGCUGUACCGGCCACUCCGCUCUCGGAGAUGGUCCCAACGCCGACGGUCGAGCAUUGUACCAAAUAUCCCGAACUGAUUUCAUAUCCUGCAGGGUGCAAGUUCUUUGUGUCGAUUGGCGGAAGCAAGGAGGAGGAGUACCAGUAUCCGCUGACGUACGAUGUCAACUUUGUCACGGCCCAUCCUUGUGCUCCAUCGCAGAGGGUAAGGGUCGUGAGGUCGCCUGCGUCAAGCCCGACGAUGCAGCAUGUGAAUGGGAUGGGAGGGAGUGAAACGGCUCAUAGCUCGAGAGCCUCGUUCAGGACUGGACACCCCUUGCACAAGUUUUACGAGUUUACCGUGAUUCACAUUUCCGAACUGAUCAAAAAGCCACGCACGGCGCUAUCGGAAUUUCUCGUCGAUCCCACAUUUGGCAGAGCAGGGUCGAACCGAGUGCUUGUCAUUGACUGCAUUACGGGCUUUGCGGAACAGCCACAGUCGCCAGCCCUCGCGGAAAUCAUGAAGCCGUCAUCGUCACCGAUUCUUGAUCGAAAAGGCAGCUUCUCUGCGGCGGCCAGGAUGCAUUUAGAGUCUCAGAAGAGGCAGUUCGGCUCGGACAUGGAGAUUAUGGUGCGAGCGAUAUUCGUCCCCUAUCAGGAACCGGCCGCCUCGGGCGACAAGGCGGAUUUCUCGUCCACAAUCUCCUCCACGCUACCCAUGGCCGCCAUGUUCACGCGCAACAGGUACAUCGGAUGGGCGGCCGUCGUCUUCGCCAUCCAGACUUGGCUAGGCGAGAGCGCGGAAGCGACCAGGGCGUCGAGCACGCCCGGCGUCUUCUCCGUCCUCAUGUCCGUCAUGGCGCUCGGCGUCACCUACAUGCCUCUCUUCCUUCCGAGCCGCCACGCCACUGGGGGAUCUGGCACCGAGGCUCCGGCUCCCGUGCCGGCGUCAUGA